CCUAAAUCUUUUUAUCCAUCAUGCCACCCAAAAGAAAUCGGGAGAGGCUGACUAGGCAAGUCAAUAAUUCGGUGGGCAUUGAGCCUGAAAUAGUCGCGAAACGGACCAAGAGACACCUGGACGAACUCGAAAGGUCAAACUACUCUGAAUCAGCCGUGGCCAACGAUGGUGAAGAAGGAUACACGAAAGGACGCGCCAGACAGCCAAUUUCUGACAAACGGAAUCUCAAUCUCACUGGGAAUUCCCCUGCUGCCAAAAAGAAAAAGUCGACCAUGAACGUGAGGUCGGCACUUUUAUAUCGCAAGAACUUCGCGACGUUGUUGGAGGAAUCAAAGAUCGCGUCACUUCCAGGUUCGGUGCCAACUUAUUUCACUGCUCACAGUCCUCCGCCGCCUUACCCCGCUCGGAUGAUUUGUUCCGUCUGCGGCUAUUGGGGAUUUUACAAAUGCCGCAAAUGCGCGAUGCCCUUCUGUGAUAGAAACUGUGAAAGUAUUCAUGAAGAGACGCGUUGCGAAAGAAGAGUCAUAUGAACAGUGUAUUUAUCCGUAUAUCGCACCACAUUGUAAUGUAGCAUAAAUGAACAAUACUCUACUUUUUUC
Messenger RNA from Marasmius oreades (fairy-ring Marasmius), 599 nucleotides. RefSeq lists its product as uncharacterized. The transcript is spliced from 4 exons. NCBI's taxonomy places the organism in Eukaryota, Fungi, Basidiomycota, Agaricomycetes, Agaricales, Marasmiaceae. Gene Ontology annotation, cellular component: Swr1 complex. The record is from RefSeq and is a predicted model, not a curated record. Gene Ontology annotation, molecular function: nucleosome binding. Gene Ontology annotation, biological process: chromatin remodeling. Bases 21 to 530 code for a protein of 169 amino acids.